AUGGAACGACAUUUAAAUGUAUCGGAUACGGAUCAGAAUGAUCAAUAUGAUACGGUCUACCAACAAUUUACAUCCCUUCAUCCUUCUCAAAAUGAUUUCAAUAUUCAUCAUCAUCAUCUCGAAUCCAUAUCAUUUUCAUUACAAUCUUCUGAUCCCAAACAUUCUUCUGAUUCCAACCAUUCUUCUGAUUCCAACCAUUCUUCUGAUUCCAACCAUUCUUCUGUUUUAUCAAGUGCGACUUUGGUCGAACAUUCUCAAUCGUUCAAUGAAAUUGAUUUUCCAUCCAUUCAACCUUCUCCUACAUGGCAAUCUCAUAUGAAUCCACAAACAGAUUUUAAAUUACCAAGUAAUCAUUUUCGAGAUGAAAGAAUGGAAGAAUCGUAUCAACUUUAUUCUUCAACAGUGGAUUUUCCAGUUGCUCGAAGACUCAUGUUGGCUCUUGUCUUUUUUCAAGGUGUUGGUUAUUUUCUCUUUUCUAAAUUUAAAGACACUUGUAUCGUACCUUUGGAGAAUGAGUAUCCAUGGGUUGAUCUCCUUUCGUUCUUACGAGAGAAAAAACCUUUUGGCUCGAUGUCUCAGACUACAAACACAAGGAAUUGUGUCUUAUGGAUUGAACCCAUGGCUAAAGAUGAAGAAUUUACGUGGUUCUUGUGGAGUUUUGCACCUUUUGCACUUGUGUACGGGAUGUUGCCAUUGAAAUAUUUUGAAGGUAGCAUGAGAUUGAGAAUUGGGGUCUAUUAUAUUCGACGUCAUUGGAAAGUCAUUGCGACGUUUAUUAUAUUGUGUUGGUUAGCUGGAUUGGCGGUAUUUGUGCACCAUAUUUUACUUGGAAUGAGAAACAAUCUCAGACAGAGCUUAGCGAAUGGAAUGGUCUGUGCACGAGAUAUUGUAAUGCCAUUGUCAUUGUACGAUACGUCAGAGUGGAAAAAUAUCUCGAAAGUGGAUGGACCAAUGACGAUGUUAUCGUGGCUUCAAAUGUAUGAUGUCAACUUGGUCUACUCGCUUCUUAUGGGGGUCAUGGCGAUGCUGACUGCAUGUGCUGGUAUCGUUGCAGUCGCCAUGAAACUCGACUUUACCCACGUGGUGCUGCUAGCUGUGACCGAGUGGAUUACUACAUUGAUGUUAUGCUUUUUGGGUGCAACCCCGUUAUUUUCAUCAAGUCGGCCUGUGAUGAGCAACGAAGCGUUCCUGUUUGUCUUGUGCGUGUUCUUGCCCACCUGCUUUACACUCACAGCUACAUACUCGGAGGAUCGUGCUGCUCGUAUGGCGUAUGCUUCUAAAGUGCGUGCAGAGCGUAUUAACACAACACUGAAGCUUGAUCUAUCGGUGAAACAGAUUGGGCUUGAGAACCGCAACGCAAUGACACGAGAUGAGAAGGAGGCAUUGAAGCGAGCACUGAGCGCCUCUGGAGACAUGGAAUUGUUCAUGACAGUAUCUAUCCCGUUUGCAGAUUUGAAAUUGAAAGAAAUCUUAGCCAAGACGCCAAACGGUGAAGUCUUGGUAGGUGAAUAUCACCAAACAGAUGUCGUGGUGAAGCGAUUGGCGCAGUCUUGUUUAACAGCUGAGGGCGUUGCAGCAUUCAAAAGUAAGGUGGAACUGCUGGCAUGCCUACGGCAUCCGAAUAUUGUUUUAUUUAUCGGAGCGACGUUCGAUAACCUGUCCAAUCUCGGACUUGUCAUGGAAUAUCUUGAACGUGGCGAUAUGUUAUCAUUGCUACGUAGCCCAAUUGCACUGACGUGGAGUGAUCCUUUGCUGAAGGUUGCUACAGAUGUGGCGCAAGGGGUUUCGUAUUUGCACAAUUGCGAUCCACCGCUUGUGCAUCGUGACCUAAAAUCUUCGAACUUGUUGUGCACGCGCACGUAUUCAUGUAAAGUGUCCGAUUUUGGCGAGUCGAAACAACAAUUGCUACCGGGAAAGCUGUUCAGUACCAUCGUUGGUACGCCGUAUUGGUUGGCCCCCGAGAUUCUUCGCGAGGAGCGCUACGACGCACAAGUCGACUGCUACAGUUUUGGCGUCAUUCUUGUGGAGCUCGAGACAAGACAUGAACCCUACCAUGACCUUCCUAAGAACUACACGACUAUCGAUAUCAUGAUGGGUGUCUCACGUGGAGCAUUGAGGCCAACCAUUCCAGUCUCAUGCUCGCCGUGUCGUCGAAAACUUAUUGCACAGUGCUUAGACAAUGAUCCUAAUCGUCGCCCAAAGAUGACGGAGAUUCUCUAUGCACUGCAGCAUGAGGUUCGUCAAGAGCUGCUAGAUCAAAACUCUACGGAUAUCGUUUGUGACAAGCGUCGGAUGGUUCUUAUGCAGCAACACCAGCGGCUCAAUCGCCGUGGGCUGCAGGAUUUGAUGCAUGCUUAUAACGAGGACUAA
Messenger RNA from Peronospora farinosa, 2370 nucleotides. NCBI's taxonomy places the organism in Eukaryota, Oomycota, Peronosporomycetes, Peronosporales, Peronosporaceae. The record is from the annotation of a GenBank genome assembly.